UCCAGAAGAAAGGCGGAUGCAUCUGCCUGGGCAGAGCCCGCCCUAAGCCAUCAAAUGUGACUCCUCACAUGAUCCCUCGUGACCGUGCUGUCCCGCCCUGGGCUCACAGCUCCCGGAGUGGUGGGAGACACGGCAGCACCAGCCCCCGGUCCCAGCCAGAGCCCAGCAGGGACCUGCACGCCUGUCCUGGUGGAGGAUGAAGGAGGGGGAGAGGAGCCCCCUGCUGUCCCAGGACUCUGGGGGCCGGGAGCCGCUCCUCACUUCCAGCUGCCUGGGUCCAGCAGGAGGGGACUGGAGGACAGGCCUCGGGGGAGGCCGGGCCCCCUCGCUCCCACUGAGAAGGAGCUGCCUCCAAUGCUUGACCUUUUUCUCCAACUUCCUCUUCUCCCUGCUCGGCCUGCUGGCCCUGGCCACUGGGCUCUGGGGCCUGGCUGUCAAGGGCUCUCUGGGGAGCAGCUGGGGGGGCCCCCUGCCCACAGACCCCAUGCUGGGGCUGGUGCUGGGGGGCCUGGCGGUCAGUGUGGUGAGCCUGGCAGGCUGCCUGGGUGCCCUCUGUGAGAACACCUGCCUGCUGCGCUGCUUCUCCGGGGGCCUCCUGGCCUUCCUGGCACUGGAGGCCGUCGGGGGGGUCCUGGUGGCGGCCCUCUGGGGCCCGCUGCGGGACGGACUGGAGCUCGCCCUGCGUGUGGCCAUCACCCACUACCAGGACGACCCUGACCUGCGCUUCCUCAUCGACCAAGUCCAGCUUGGGCUGCGGUGCUGCGGGGCCACCUCCUACCGGGACUGGCAGGAGAACUUGUACUUCAACUGCACCUCCCCGGGGGUCCAGGCCUGCAGCCUGCCUGCCUCCUGCUGCCUUGACCCCCGAGAAGCGGGAGCUUCCAUCAACGACCAGUGCGGCUUUGGCGUCCUGCGCCUGCCGGAGGACAUGGCUGCCAGAGCGGCGCACCUGGGGGGCUGCAGCGUGCCCCUCCAUCGGUGGCUUCGCGCACGGGCCCGGGCACUGGGUGGCUUUGCGGUCGCUGUGGUGUUGGUCCAGGGGGCGGAGCUCCUGAUGGCCGUGCAGCUGAGGCCGUUGCCCCAGGGACCACCCUCUGGCACCGCCCCUUUGCUCACAAACUGAUGCGGUCAGAGCACUGGUUCACACCCAGGGCUCAGCCUGGGAGCCACAGAGGGUGCCCAAGAGGCCACCAGGGAACCCCCGGCUCCAACUUCCGCUGCCAGCGCCCACCUCUGACCCCACCGUUUGACCACACCCUAGCCUCCCAGGCCCAGCCUCAGCGCCUCCCACUUCCCACUCCUGCUCGGACCAGCAGACUCGGAGGCCCUGCCUGGGAGCCCCUCCCACGCCCACCAGGUGUCUGUGUCUGACGCCCACCUCCGAGGCUGGCCUCCGCCCCCCACCCCAGCCCCUCUGACCAUCAUCACCCUGAGGCCCCGCCUCACCAGGCCUGCGCCUGCCCCCUCUUCGGUCCACUGCGGUGGUUGAGGGCGAGGCCCAGGCCUCUCCUCUGGAGGGUGUUUUGGGGAGGGAGUAAAUUUUCUGGAGACGUAUCAUUCGCACAGUAAAUCGCACCAACCUCAAGUGAGCAGUGCGAGGUUCCUCCCCACGUAAAUGCCUGCGGACCCACCACCGGGCCCAGGGGCAGCCCAGCCGGCCCCUGGCCCCUCCCCGGCCCCUCCCUGUGUGGCUUCAUGGCCUUUCGUUGUUAGGGUGGCCUUUUCCGGUCGUCGCAUAAAAGGGGGACCUUUCUGAGAUGCACCGUCUGGUCGCCGCACUGGUCCCCGUGGGCACGCCCCUGGCAGCUCCCAGGUGAUGACUGUGGCACCGCUGGGCACAGGGCUGCAUGGGCUGUACCUGUGUGGUGUCACCUUCCCCUGGGUGCGGUGUCAGCAGGGGAGUUGCUGGGUCACAGGUGCCGACCUGUCCGGCUCUGGGGGACACUGAGGACGGGGCAGCCGGACCACCGGGCGUUACCCCGAGUCUCUGCGCCUGCCCCCUGCCCUGUGAGUGGGGUGGGAGCUCCCUUUUCCGGUGGGAGCUGCU
Molecule: messenger RNA, 2047 nt
Organism: Artibeus jamaicensis (Jamaican fruit-eating bat)
Lineage: Eukaryota; Metazoa; Chordata; Mammalia; Chiroptera; Phyllostomidae
Gene: TSPAN10
Product: tetraspanin 10
Exons: 4
Coding region: 197-1123 (308 amino acids)
Cellular component (GO): membrane
Source: RefSeq, a predicted model, not a curated record